This is a messenger RNA of Mobula hypostoma (lesser devil ray), 2503 nucleotides long. It is a transcript of the gene chm, whose product is annotated as CHM Rab escort protein. NCBI's taxonomy places the organism in Eukaryota, Metazoa, Chordata, Chondrichthyes, Myliobatiformes, Myliobatidae. Gene Ontology annotation, biological process: small GTPase-mediated signal transduction; intracellular protein transport; protein geranylgeranylation. The transcript has 16 exons. The coding region runs from base 116 to 2251 and encodes 711 amino acids. The record is from RefSeq and is a predicted model, not a curated record. Gene Ontology annotation, cellular component: cytoplasm; nucleus; cytosol. Gene Ontology annotation, molecular function: GDP-dissociation inhibitor activity.
UCACCCUACAGAUAUAUUUAUCAUCAAGUGUGACGUUUUCCUGUUGAUUGACAGCAGUUACGGGGCGGAUAAGUGUCGUAAUUUCCGUAGUCUGCGUCACGUUGGGCAUGCGAAGAUGGCGGAUUCUCUCCCUGCGGAGGUGGAUAUGGUAGUCUUGGGUACAGGUCUGCAAGAGGCCAUUGUUGCAGCUGCCUGUUCCCGAAUCAGCAAGAGCGUUCUUCAUGUUGAUAGAAACAACUACUAUGGAGGGAACUGGGCCAGCUUUAGCUUUUCUGGAUUACUGUCGUGGAUUGAAGAAUGCAGAGGACAAAAAUCUAAUAAUGCAGAAGUUAACUGGAAGGACAAGAUACUGGAAGGUGAAGAUGCCAUUGAACUUGAUCAAAUUGAUAAGUCCAUUAAAAAUGUGGAAGUCUUCUGUUUUGCAAGCACAGUUGCAGAAGAUGAUGUUGUGGAAGAAGGAGCACUUGAGAAUAAGCAAUGUAAUGUAAGUUCCAGUAGUGCGGUAGAGGAUGGAGCAGUGUGCAGCCAAGAUGAGAAAAAUCAGAUGUCUAAGUGUACAAGCAACAGUGAAGAAAAUCCAGAAAAUAUCAAGGUCAAAGAUACUUCGCAUUCCACAAAGGAAGUUUCAACUGAAGUAAUUCAACCAGAAGACAAACCUUCAUGUGCAGACAUUCCUUCAUCCACCACCAAUGAUACAAGUCUGGCCAAAGAAUUGAUUGCUAAUGAUGUAGCUUCAGUUGAGAUUGAAGCUGACAGUAUAGAACACACUACUGAUGUUCCUGCUCAAGAAGAUAAAAAUCAAACCAAAAAAUGGACUUACUCACAAAUUAUUAAGAAUGGCAGAAAAUUUAACAUUGAUUUAACUUCAAAGUUUUUGUAUUCCCGUGGUUCUCUUGUCGAUCUUCUUAUCAAAUCCAAUGUCAGUCGGUAUGCUGAAUUCAAAAAUAUUAACAGGAUACUUGCUUUUCAAGGAGAAAAAGUUGAGCAGGUGCCUUGCUCCAGAGCAGAUGUCUUUGCCAGCAAACGUCUCACCAUGAUAGAAAAGCGAAUGUUAAUGAAGUUCCUUACUUUCUGUUUGGAAUAUGAGCAACAUCCAGAUGAAUAUCUAGCCUUUAAGGACAGUGCAUUUUCAUCUUUCUUGAAGACACCAAAGUUAACUGCCAGUCUUCAACACUACGUUUUGCAUUCCAUUGCUAUGGUCUCUGAAAGUGCUAGCACAACUGAGGGACUCAAAGCAACACAGCAUUUCUUACAUUGCCUUGGCCGCUAUGGGAACACGCCAUUCCUUUUUCCCUUGUAUGGCGUUGGAGAACUACCACAGUGCUUCUGCAGGAUGUCUGCAGUCUUUGGUGGAACAUAUUGUUUACGGCAUUCAGUGCAGUGCUUGGUGGUUGACAGAGAAACAGGAAGAUGUAAAGCUGUAGUUGACAGUAAUGGCUAUCGCAUAGACUGUGAACAUUUUAUUGUGAAUGAUGGCUAUCUACCUGAAAAAAGUACUAAAAAUGUCCACUACGGGUACAUUUCGAGAGCUGUACUCAUCACAGAUUCUUCGAUCUUGAAGGCUGACUCUGAGCAGAUAUCUAUUUUGAAUGUGCCUGCAGUGGGAGAUUGCCAACCAUCUGUACGAAUCAUUGAACUCUGUCCAUCUUCAAUGACCUGUCCACAAGGCACCUAUUUGGUCCACUUAACUUGUCCGUCGAAUGAAACUGCCAAAGAAGACUUGGAGCCUGUGAUAUCUAAACUUUUCACGCAAUACAGUGGAAAUGAAGAAAAUGAUGACGGAGAGAAACCUAAAGUGCUUUGGGCUUUGUAUUUCAAUGUAAGAGAUUCAUCUGCAGUUGACAGAAACUCGUAUGAAGGUCUUCCCAGUAAUGUUUAUGUCUGUUCUGGACCUAGUGCUACUCUUGGAUUUGAACAGUCUGUUGAACAGGCAGAAGCCAUCUUCCAUCAACUGUGUCCUGGGGAAGAGUUCUGUCCUGCUGCUCCAAACCCUGAAGACAUUAUUUAUGAUAGUGACGGCGCAAAACCAGAAAAUGGUGGCUUUGGUUCUCCUUCAGAAUCUUCAGAAACUGUUGAUGUAAAAAAAGAUGUAGUCACAGAUACUGCAGAAAAUGGUGAUAAUAAAAAGGAAGAAGCCAGUGAAAUACUGACUGCUAAGGAAGUGGGUGGAGAAUCUGAAAAAUCCAAGUCAGAUCCUCAGACUUUGGAAAAUAAUAUUAAUGAAACAGAGGAACUAAAAGGUGCAGAAUAAUGUAUUUAGGUAGGAGAAGUCAAGUUAUUGGGGAUGUCUGUUGCUCCAAAUUAUAUUGAAGCAAACGCCAAAUGUAGAGGUCACUCUAACAUGCAGCAACAUGCAAAACACAAUUGAGCAUCAAAAUUCGUUGGACAACCUUUGAGUUAUCUGACUUUAAAAAUAAACUAGCAAAUACUGUAGAUCCACUUGCUGUUACAAUUUCCUCUACCUUCUAUUUUUCCUUGGUUUGCAUUACCACCCACCCCCACC